Rhodamnia argentea is the source of this 941-nucleotide messenger RNA. RefSeq names its product ABC transporter I family member 1. Lineage: Eukaryota; Viridiplantae; Streptophyta; Magnoliopsida; Myrtales; Myrtaceae. The transcript has 5 exons. Gene Ontology annotation, biological process: cytochrome complex assembly. Gene Ontology annotation, molecular function: ATP binding; ATP hydrolysis activity; transmembrane transporter activity. Bases 196 to 885 code for a protein of 229 amino acids. The record is from RefSeq and is a predicted model, not a curated record.
UUACACCCCAACACCACUUUUGAAUACAGCUGGCAGAUAUGCAGGAUUUGCACUGGUGACAUAUGUUCACAGAAUUGCUGUGUUCUCGUAGAUAGUCAUUUAACAUCUUGCACAAGUGCUUGCUUGAAUAAAGAUUUAGGCUGUUCUUCAUUCUUCUGCAAUUUCCAACCCUUAUUGGCCGGUCCCCGUACCUCAAUGACCCUCCGAAAACCUCCAUUGCCUCGGCUCCUCCUUGACAAUGUUUCUUGCAUGAGAAAUGCGCAACAGAUCUUGCGUCAUGUGAACGUCUCUCUUCAUGAUGGUGGAGCUCUUGUGCUGUCUGGAACCAAUGGCUCGGGCAAAACCACAUUCCUGCGUAUGUUGGCAGGGUUUUCUCGUCCUUCUGCUGGUCAGAUCCUCUGGAACGGCCACGAUGUCACGCAAUCUGGCAUUUUCCACCAAUACAAGUUGCAGCUCAAUUGGCUUUCCCUCAAAGACGCUAUAAAAGAGAAAUUCACUGUCCUCGACAAUGUUCAGUGGUUUGAAUUGCUUGAGGGUAAGCAAGGAAAGUCUCUGCCGGCCCUGGAGCUUAUGGGGCUUGGAAGAUUGGCAAAAGAGAAAGCGAGAAUGCUUUCAAUGGGUCAAAGGAAGAGGGUGCAGCUGGCCAGGCUGCUCGCUAUUGACCGUCCCAUUUGGUUACUUGAUGAGCCAUCUGUUGCGUUAGAUAAUGAUGGUGUGAAGUUGCUGGAGUAUAUAAUUACGGAGCACCGGAAGAAGGGUGGGAUAGUAAUUGUGGCUACGCAUCUACCAAUUCAGAUUGAGGACGCCAUGGUCUUGAGGCUGCCUCCCAGGUUCCCCAGACGGAUCACGUCGGUAGAUAUGCUUGGCCGAGCAGAUAUUUUAUAGUCCCUUGUGAGGAAAAACUAUUCAGGGACUAAAUGAAUUGAUGGUACUGUUCUUUG